AUGCACAAACUCUUCCCCAUAUCACUGCACUUCUUUCACAAUCACCGCCUGUUUCAAACCUUGACUUUUAGUUCCAAUCCCCUCCUAGCUCAGACAAUCCCAAGAAUGGAGCUGCAUACUACAUCAUAUCCCGUGGACAAACGAUUACCACUAGCAGAGCGCAUGAAGCAAUACGAAUCCUCUUUCGACUUCACACUACCAGUCAACUCACCAGUCCUACUUCGCCUUGACGGCCACGGCUUCUCGCGCUUCACAAGCCACUUCUGCCGCCCCUUCGACCAGCGCAUACAUGAUGCCAUGAUAUCCACAUGCGUUGAUCUACUCCACUUCUUCCCGCAGGCAACGGUAGCAUACACACAGUCCGACGAGAUCACACUAGUAUUUCCAUUCGGCGUUCAAAGCUUCAAUAAGAGAGUGCAGAAGUUGUCUAGUCUCUCGGCCAGUCUUUGUUCAGUCCGCUUCAACGCUCAUCUAACGGCUUUCCUGGGCGCAAAUCCAGAGCCAAAAGUCAAGGAGUCGGCGUAUGAGAAACUCGGAACAGCCUGUUUUGACGCGCGGUUCUUUGCUGUGCCGUCUGCUGAGGAAGCGCUGAAUUGUCUGCUGUGGAGGUGUCGUAAUGAUGCAGUGAGGAAUGCGGUUGGGGCGUUCGCAAGGACCAUGUUUUCGACGAAAGAGAUGCAUGGUAAGAAAACGACGGAACUGCUCGAGAUGAUGGAGCGAGAGAAAGGGGUCAAGUUUGAAGAGAGUGUUCCUAAAUGGGCGGUGGAGGGGUGUUUGAUGAAACGGGAGCAGUUCGAGCAUGAGGGCGUCAAUUUGAAGACGGGAGAAACGGAAAAGACGUUUAGGACUCGGACGAGGGUUGAGGAGCGAGGUGUGAGGAUCUUCUCGGAGGAGAAUUUGAGACUUGUCACUGAGAAGUAUUGGCCAUAG
This is a messenger RNA of Dothidotthia symphoricarpi CBS 119687, 930 nucleotides long. RefSeq lists its product as uncharacterized. Lineage: Eukaryota; Fungi; Ascomycota; Dothideomycetes; Pleosporales; Dothidotthiaceae. Gene Ontology annotation, molecular function: magnesium ion binding; tRNA guanylyltransferase activity. The transcript has a single exon. Bases 1 to 930 code for a protein of 309 amino acids. Gene Ontology annotation, biological process: tRNA modification. The record is from RefSeq and is a predicted model, not a curated record.